This is a messenger RNA of Apis florea (little honeybee), 1381 nucleotides long. RefSeq names its product glutathione S-transferase D1. Gene Ontology annotation, molecular function: glutathione transferase activity. NCBI's taxonomy places the organism in Eukaryota, Metazoa, Arthropoda, Insecta, Hymenoptera, Apidae. The record is from RefSeq and is a predicted model, not a curated record. Gene Ontology annotation, biological process: glutathione metabolic process.
AGAGAAUAGGAAAAGAUGCCGAUUGAUUUUUAUUACUUGGAAUAUAGUCCACCGUGUCGGUCGGUUCUAUUGCUGGCAAAAGCGAUCGGCGUCCAUUUGAACUUGAAAACGAUCUCCCCUUUGAAAGGGGAACACAUGAAAUCCGAAUUUGUGAAGUUGAAUCCACAACACGUAAUACCGACGAUAGACGACAAUGGGUUCGUUUUGUGCGAAAGCCGGCCAAUCAUGGGAUACUUGGUGAGCAAAUACGCCAAAAACGAUUCUUUAUAUCCGAGAGAUCCAAGGAAGAGAGGUGUCGUGGAUCAAAUGUUAUAUUUCGACAUCGGCACCCUUAACGAGAACGUGGUUAAAUGUUACUACUCGAUAAUAUUUUUCGGGGCGCAUUCGUUGAAAGAAGAAAACGUAGAAGCCGUGGAGAGAUCGUGCGAGGUGUUGAACGCGUAUCUCGAGGAUCGCGAGUACGUAGCCGGCGAUGCUCUCACCAUCGCCGAUUUUGCCAUCCACACGACCAUUUGCGUCCUCUUGGUAAAAAUUAAAAUGCCGAUCGAUUUUUAUCAACUUCUCGGAAGUCCGCCAUGCCGUGCAGUUGCAUUGACGGCUGCUGCUUUUGGUAUCGAAAUGAACUUCAAAAAGGUUGAUUUGUUGAAUGGAGAACACUUGAAGCCUGAAUUUUUAAAGAUGAAUCCACAACACACGAUACCUACGAUCGAUGAUAACGGUUUCUAUUUAUGGAAAGGUAACUUUUGUCCACCUUUAUUUUUUUCCUCGAGAAAACUCUUGAAUUUAUCAUACCGUUGUUUCCCUUUCAGUCGAGCCAUUAUGAUGUAUUUGGCGGACCAAUACGGCAAAAAUGACUCCCUGUAUCCAAAGGAUCUGAAGAAACGGGCGAUCAUUAAUCAAAGAUUAUACUUCGACGUGUGCAAUUUAUAUAAAUCGUUCGCGGAUUAUUACUAUCCUAUGAUUUUCGCCAAAGCGGCCAAAGAUCAAGCAAAAUACGAGAGCAUUGGCACGGCACUUUCGUUGCUCGACAAAUUCCUCGAAGGGGAAAAUUAUGUAGCAGGAAAGAAUAUCACCCUUGCCGAUUUAAGUAUCGUGACUACCGUCUCCACGAUAGAGGUGAUGGAUUACGAUCUCGGCAAAUAUAAGAACGUUACGAGAUGGUUUGCAAAGAUGAAAUCGGAGAUACCGAAAUACGAAGAGUACAAUAACGCUGGAUUGAAAAUGUUCAAAGCGUUGGCGGACGAGAAGUUGUCGAAAAAGUAAACAAAAUGGGAUGAGAUAAAUUGCGUUUAAUUAUUUAAUUUCUUCUUCUUUUUGUUAUUAUACGAAAAAUUAUUUUAUUACACGAAUAAAGAGUUAUCGUUGUCCUUUAAGGAUUGGA